GGCGCGUCCUGACCGCUUUUUAACUUUGCCUCUGCUCUGCGCCUUCAGCAUUUUAGCUUUAGCUUCAGCUUAGUAACGACUGUUUCUCAGUUCCUCUUUUAAAGCGCAUCAUUAAAAUGAAUUCUGAUUCCAGCUCUGUGUCUAGCAGAGCAUCAUCUCCCGAUAUGGAUGAGAUAUAUCUCCGUGAUCAUCACCAGGAUUCAAGGCUCAGCUCCGUGUCUUCCACUCAAAGUGACAUCAUUCAGAAAAUGUCAAGUGACGGCGUUUCCAGAUCGGGUUCAAAAUCAGGUGAGUUGAACAAGUACAAGCUGAAAAAGCAACUCACUGAACAAGACCUGCAACAACUACGACUGAAAAUCAAUGGAAGGGAGCGGAAGAGGAUGCACGACUUAAAUCUCGCUAUGGAUGGCCUUCGGGAAGUGAUGCCAUAUGCUCACGGACCAUCAGUUAGAAAACUUUCAAAAAUUGCCACACUCCUUUUAGCAAGAAACUACAUUUUAAUGCUAACUAGCUCCUUGGAGGAGAUGAAGAGGCUGGUUGGGGAAAUCUACGGUGGACACCAUUCUGCAUUUCACUGCAGUACCAUAGGACACUCAGGAGGGCACCCAGGGCACACUGCCAAUCCCGUCCACCAAAUUCACCCACUCUUAGGCGGUGCACUGUCUUCCACAAAUACUUCACCUACGCUUUCCAGUGCACUUUCAGGAACAAUCCGACCGCAUCAUUCCUUAAUGAAAACUCCUUCCACUCCCCCACUUCAAAUUGGCGGUGGCUUUCAACACUGGACUGGAAUUCCUUGCCCCUGCACCAUAUGUCAAGUGCCACCGCCACCUCAGCUAUCAGCACUCACAACGGGAAGUUUAGCAAGACUUUCAGCGGAAUCUAAGGACUUAUUGAAGUAAGCAAAUUCCUUGCGGACGAAACUAUAAGACUUUGGGUGAGGGGGUACAGUGCUGCUGUAUGUAAGAGUGAUAUUUACAUAUUUGUGGUUAUACGCAACACCUUUUGUUUGCAUGACUGCUUCUUUCCCUGACUUGUGAGUGUUUUUCUGACCCAAACCAUGCACGUGCUACGCACGUGACAGGUAUAGUGAUGACUAUCAAAUGCAGUGUGUGCUGGAUGCACUAGAAGAAUGUUGUGAGCAGUUCAUGACACUCUCUUUCAAUUUAAAUGUGAGAGUUGUUUCAGCGUUGCUACAAAGUGAUGCGUUCACCCAGAGAACCUCAAGGACUUUAAGAACAUAAUCCCUGGAUGUUUUCCUGAACUGUACCUGCAUAGCAAACAGAAGUCUGUUUCUUCAAUAACAUAAUCCUUAAGAAGAAUGCAUGCACAUUGGAGAUGAUUCUUGCUUAAACUUGCUGAUACUGGCACUAGCCCACUAAAAAUGUGUCUUUCCUUGUAACAAGGACAGGACACAGAAUAUACAACAUGAAAUUGUUUAUGUACUGAAAAUUGUAUUUUUUUGUGUGUAACACGUUAGGAAGAGACAUGGUGCGAGUGUAUUUUCAAAUGUGCUGACAAUGUGUAGUUCAGUCUAAGUACAGUGUUACAUAUGAUUAGCCUUUGCUCAGCUACUUUUCCGUUGCUAUUCCCUGUUGUUCUGGAAAAUGUGCUUGGACUGUUUUAAGCUUCAAAGAUAACUUUGUUUCUUAAUUUUAUAUAUAUUUUUGAUGAAUAUUUGAAAUAUUUAUUAUUGCCCAGUGUUUCUGGAUGAGAUUUAAAUAAAAAAAUAUUUGAAAGAAA
Messenger RNA from Protopterus annectens (West African lungfish), 1743 nucleotides. RefSeq names its product oligodendrocyte transcription factor 3 (gene OLIG3). NCBI's taxonomy places the organism in Eukaryota, Metazoa, Chordata, Ceratodontiformes, Protopteridae. The transcript has a single exon. The coding region runs from base 117 to 902 and encodes 261 amino acids. Gene Ontology annotation, molecular function: protein dimerization activity. The record is from RefSeq and is a predicted model, not a curated record.